Molecule: messenger RNA, 753 nt
Organism: Didymosphaeria variabile
Lineage: Eukaryota; Fungi; Ascomycota; Dothideomycetes; Pleosporales; Didymosphaeriaceae
Exons: 2
Coding region: 1-753 (250 amino acids)
Biological process (GO): chromatin remodeling
Cellular component (GO): Ino80 complex
Source: RefSeq, a predicted model, not a curated record
AUGUCCACCGCAAAGACGAAGUCCCUGCUCGUCAAGCUCCCGCUGUCGCCUGAGGCGCUGGCCAAGUUCCCCUACGAGCCGUCAUCAAAGUCAUCAGAGAAGCUCUCGUCGUCGCCAAGCACGCCCGCUCAGAUCGUCGAGCCGACGCCCACGGACACUCCUGCCGAUGCCGCCACGCCUAUGAAUGGCGUCGACAACGGCCUGUUGGCACCGCCCGCGACAGAUGCCAAGGGCAGGAAGAAGCCAGGGCCGAGAGCUGGCGGUGCCGGCACCAAGAGAGGUGCCGCAGCUGUCGACGGCAUCCCGAAGGUACGGGGUAAGCCAGGCCCCAAGAAGAAGCAACGGAUGGGCGACAUGAUCAACGACCCGAACAACAAAGCUCCUUUUGCUGCGCCUGCACCCGCCCAAAAGCUGGGCCCCAAAGCCAACAUGGGCACCAUCAACGCCAACCUCCGCGCGCUCGACCGAUCCGGAAAACCCUGCCGUAAGUGGGGAAAGAAGACGUUUCAUAUUCGCAGCUUCACCGGUGUUGUAUGGCAAGCGCCCACCUGGCGGGCACCUCCCAAAAGCACCACCUUCUCCGAAGAUGUCAAGAGUGAUACCACCGGUUCAAGCGACUCCAAGAUCAAGGAUGAGAGCAGUGCCAUCAGCGACAGGAGCGGCCUCAACGGAGACGCUGGCAGUGCCACACCGAUGCCGCCCGCUCUCAAUGGCAUCGCGAGUUCACCAACGCCCUUGGCUGCUACCUCGUGA